Messenger RNA from Acanthochromis polyacanthus (spiny chromis), 5198 nucleotides. Its product is annotated as polycystic kidney disease protein 1-like 2. Gene Ontology annotation, cellular component: membrane. The coding region runs from base 1 to 4785 and encodes 1594 amino acids. The record is from RefSeq and is a predicted model, not a curated record. Gene Ontology annotation, molecular function: carbohydrate binding; calcium channel activity; calcium ion binding. Gene Ontology annotation, biological process: detection of mechanical stimulus. The transcript has 28 exons. Lineage: Eukaryota; Metazoa; Chordata; Actinopteri; Pomacentridae.
AUGUGCUGGGUGAUUCUGCACCUGCUGAUGCUGAUGACACUCAGCCAUCGGUCUAGUGCUGAAAAUGACCCAGAGGUUCCAGUUCUGUGUCCAAAACACCAGACAGCCUUCAGAGGUUCUUGCUUUGAGUUUGUGAAUCUCCAGCGCUCUUUUUUCAGUGCCCAAUCUUGGUGUGAGGAGAGUGGAGGACACCUGGCAUUUAUCCUUGAUGAAGACACUCAGGAUUUCCUUCAGAGACACUUGGACUCUGAGAAGGACAUGUGGCUCGGAGUGGCACUGUCUACCUUCACUACCCAGCAACAUUCUGUCACUGAUGAAGGUCCCCUCUCUUGGCUGGAUGGUUCACCUAUCACCUAUUCAAAGUGGGUGAGCAACCCACAGCAGGGCGCAGCUUGUGGACACAUACAGAGAAACUCAGGCUUUCAGUGGGAGGCCACAAGAGACUGCAACAAAAAACUGCAUUUCAUCUGCCAGUUUGAGUCUGGGAGGUCUGUUGUGUGUGCGGGUCGCAGCACCACCCUGCAGUGCGGUUCUGGUCAAGUGUUAAUGAUAGACGGCGGCUUCUACGGACGCAACAACAUUCAUUACUGUCGGUCCAGGUUCUCCCCAACAACAAUCGCAGAACAGGAGUGCGGCUGGGUGGAUGUUGUAGAAUCAGUUACAGCUCGCUGCCAAGGCCGACAGAUCUGCCAGAUUGCUGAAGUUAUAAAUUCCUUUGAUGAAGUGUGUCCUCAGCUGAAGAGCUACCUGUCUGUGGACUACCACUGCAAAGAUGGUAGGUCACGACGGACACCAAAAGAAUUGCACAUGCAACCUAUAACUAUUCCCAACUCUAUUUGCUCAGCAUUUUCUCUCCCUGCACUACCAUCAGAAAUGUUUGUUUCAGAAGAACCAGUGGAUGUGCGAAUGCUGAGUUUAGAGAAAAUUCCAUUUCCUUUAAAUGAAGGAGGAAACGUCAGUGGCGUAGUUGGUGAUCUUUCACUCACAACACAAAAUGGGUCCGGUAUCCCUGUGGAGAACUUAAGUGAAGAUAUUGAGAUUUUUCUGCCAAGGCCUGCAGGAGAGCAGGUGAACACUUCUGUUCUGUACUUGGGAAACUACAGCACAACAGUCAUAGACGUCCCUUCAGGGAACACCACUCUGGUGUUGAAGAUGGUACCGUCAAUAGAGCCUUUGCCUUUCAAAGUGUUUCUUGGUUAUAUGGAGUACCCCACUGAGGCGAACCAUGUAGCGAUGACGCAAAUGCCCCAGGAGGGAACUACAAAAGAGGAGAGGUACACGUGGCUACUCAGCCCUGAGAGUUUAAAGGGAAACAAUGGAACACACUAUCUUGUGGUGAGGCCAAUUGUGGGUCCAGGUAUUAAAUCCAUCAAUGCCAGUUUAUCGAUUACCCCCAUCACAGCCUCGUGUAAAUACUGGAAUGACUCACUCUCCGAGUGGUACGAUCACGGAUGCAGAGUUGGGGUCAACACCACACAUUUAGCCACCCAGUGCCUCUGCAACCACCUCACCUUCUUUGGGAGCUCCUUCUUCGUCACUCCCAACCUCGUCGACCCAUCACGCACUGCUGAGCUCUUUGCAACCUUUGCUGAGAAUCCUGUGGUUGUGUGCUUCGUGGGGGCGCUCUUUGUGACUUAUCUCUUGGUGGUUGUGUGGGCACGACGAAAAGACAUCCAAGACACAGCCAAGGUGAAGGUAACAGUGCUGGCCGACAAUGACCCCAUGGACGAGUACCGCUACCUGCUGAGUGUCUGCACUGGGCAUCGCAUUGGAGCUUCCACUUCCUCUCAGGUAACGGUGACUCUGCUGGGUGCAGAGGGAAACAGUGAGCCCCACCACCUGACAGAUCCAAAGAAACCUGUGUUUGAAAGAGGUGGGGUGGACAUGUUCCUAAUAACUACACCUUACUCCUUGGGAGACCUGCAGGGCCUCAGACUGUGGCACAACAACUCAGGGAGCCAUCCUUCCUGGUAUGUGGGAAAUGUCAUCGUGCAGGAUUUCCAGACGGAACAGAAAUGGCAUUUUCUUUGCAAUUCGUGGUUGGCGAUAGACAUGGAGGAUUGUUGCCUCGAUAAAGUUUUCCCUGCUUCAACAGAGGAGGACCUAAAGAGGUUCAGUAAUUUGUUCUUCUUGAAGACAACAAAGGAUUUCAGUGAUGGACACCUCUGGUUCUCUGUGGUUAAUCGACCAGUAAGCAGCACCUUCACUUGUGUACAGAGGGUGUCCUGCUGCUUCUCCUUGCUGCUCUGUACUAUGCUGACCAGCAUCAUGUUUUAUGGGAUCCCAACAGACCCAUCGGAGCAGACUAUGGACCUUGGUCACUUUGAGUUUACCUGGCAGCAGUUCAUGAUUGGAGUUCAGAGUUCCCUCAUUAUGUUUCCAGUGAACAUCCUCAUAGUUAGUAUCUUCAGAAACACUCGUCCUAGGGAGAUGUCCUGUUGCCGCCGCAAAACAAAGAAGCCAGAUGCCCUUGAGCAGGACAGCAGUAGCCAGACGAUAUCCACACACGCAGCUACCCCCAACAUGAAUGCCAAUGACACUUUAGACACCAUCAUUAAGGAUAUCACAAGGAUUGCCCAUACCCUCUCUAACAAUGUAAAAAGCAACAUCCCAUGCACAGAGUCCGACUUCAAGCCUGGACAACAAAUUGAUAUCAGUGCUAUCCUUUCUGUGAUGGAAGACUUCAUCAAACAGAAUUACAAAAGCAGUAAGAACGUCCAGGCAAAGACACAGCCUCAGCUACCAGGUGUGUUCUGCUGUGGACAGCUCAGUCCAGCAGACAUCUCUGAUGAUGAUGGCAGUCAGAAAAAAAGGGUUUACUGUCAGGGAAUGCUGCCCUGGUGGUUUAUUUUUGUUGGCUGGCUGCUAGUGAUCGGCACCAGCGUUGUGUCAGGAUAUUUUACGAUGCUUUAUGGGUUGAAUUUCGGGAAGGAACGCUCCAUUAGCUGGCUGGUUUCCAUGAUUGUCUCCUUUUUUCAGAGUCUCCUCCUCAUUCAGCCAUUGAAGGUGCUGUGCAUUGCCAUCUUCUUUGCACUUGUAAUAAAAAAAGUUGAUGAGGAAGAUUUUCAAAAUGUGGCAUUUGACCAACAGAUGACCAGACGGGAUGCUGGUCUGUAUGUACCACCCCCUCCUGCAGACAUUGAGAAGAUGAGGAGGAACAAGAUUUUAGAAAAGAAAGCUUUUGCUCUCCUCAGGGAGAUUCUGAUCUACAUGGGGUUCCUGUGGAUGUUGCUGCUGGUGGCAUACGGCCAGAGAGAUUCCAACGCUUUCCUCCUGAACAAGCACAUUCGGAAAAGCUUCAGUGCAGGGAUCUCAAGCAGCAUGAGUGUCGGGGACGUGUUCGCAUGGGCAAACAAAUCUCUGCUCAGGAACCUUUAUGGAGUUUAUCCAGGUUUUAUCACAGAUGGGAACUCCAAGCUGGUGGGUAACGCACGUCUCCGUCAGUUGCGAGUGCAGAAGAGCUCAUGUCAGAUUGCUGACUCCAUGCUGAAGCUUGUACCAGACUGUCAUGCUCCAUAUUCAUGGGAGGUGGAGGACAUGGGCUCCUAUGAACUUGGCUGGAAUCACUCUGUAAGUGAUAAUAUGUCCACAAGCACCUCCAGUCCAUGGAAGUACCAGACACAGGCGCAGCUCAGGUCUUCCUCUUUCUGGGGGGAGACGGUGAUCUACAGGGGAGGAGGCUUUUCCGUGGAGCUCGGUCCAGAUUUGCAAAACGCCAGCAGCACCCUUAAGUACCUGUUGAGGAAUAAGUGGCUGGAUAUGUACACAAGGGCCGUCUUUGUCGAAUUCACCGUUUAUAAUGCAAAUGUCAACCUCUUCUGUAUUGUCACACUCUUACUGGAGACCACAGCUGUCGGAGCAUUUCAGUUCCAAAGUCAGCUACAGAGUGUUCGUCUCUACCAGUCGACUGGUGGUCUUUACAUCUUCGUUAUGGUUGCUGAGAUCAUUUAUUUGCUUUUCAUCCUCUAUUACAUGUUCCUGCAGGGCAAAUUAAUGAAGCAGCAGCGGUGCGCUUACUUCAAGAACAAGUGGAAUCUUCUGGAGCUGACUAUCAUCCUACUGAGCUGGAGUGCUUUGGCUGUCUUCAUCAUGAGGAACGUGUUCGGGGACCGUGAUAUAACCUACUACCAAAACCAUAAAGACCAGUUUGUCAGUUUCCAUGAGACAGCCACCGUGGACUCACUGCUUCAGUAUCUGAUCGCCUUCCUGGUACUGCUCGCCACUGUCAAAAUGUGGCAUCUGCUCAGACUGAACCCCAAGAUGAACAUGAUCACAGCUGCACUGCAGCGAGCCUGGAGUGACAUAUCUGAUUUUCUUGUGGUCAUUGUGAUCAUGCUGGCGGCGUAUUCCAUAGCAUGCAACGUGAUCUAUGGCUGGGAGAUAUCAUCUUAUAAAACUCUAGUGGAUGCUGUUCUGAGCAUCAUCGGUUUGCAGAUCGGCAUUUUCAACUACAGUGAGGUCUUGAACCACUCGCCUGUGCUCGGUGGAUUCGUCAUCGGUUCCUGUAUUGUGUUCAUGUCGUUUGUGGUGCUCAAUCUCCUCGUUUCAGUGAUCCUUGUUGCAUUCAACCAGGAGCAAAUAUAUCACAAGCCCUCGGAGGAGGAGGAGAGUGUCGACCUGUUGCUGAAGAAAAUCUGCAGUCUUUUUGGGAUCAGAUAUAAAGACAAAAACGACACGCCGGGGCCUGAUGUGAAUGACAGCAGUGGGUCGACCCUUAACAACAGCAGAAAUAUUCACAACACUCCCUCAGUUGACGUCAACAUUUUUCAGACAUCCGACAACUAAGUAAACCCAGAGGGACACAGUUUCAUUUAGUUCUGCUUCAUAGCUUCACAUUUGAUUGUUUUUGCAUGCAAUAUUAGCCAUGAUCAUUUGUUCAUGCUUCUUUUAUUUUUCUAUAAUUGUUUGCUGCUUGGAGAUGAGAGCAUGCUGUGCUGCACGGUGAAUAUAUUGUGAUAGAUAAUUAUCACCUACAGGAUUACUCUGUUGUUUGUUGGAGGAUGUUCAUUUAGACUUUAAUUACAAAUCCAAUAUUUUGGUCCACACUGCAGUUGCAUACUUCAGUAUAGAAUUUGAAUCAGUUAACAAAGAUAUAAUUGCUAUUUAAUUAAUUAGUCAACAUUUAAAUAAUUGAGAGUGAAUAUAAACUCAUGAAACCACUGAGAAAAAUUAAGGAGUUUUUUUUUUUUUUUUUACAA